AUGUUUCUCAAAAAGAGUCUGGUCCUCUUGGCCUGCUCUUGGGCGCUCUUGCAGAAUGUCGCUGCCGUCCCAGAUGCCUCAGCAGAGGCAGAUCUCGAGGAACGUGAUUUCAACCUAGAAGAGCGACACAAUCACCCAGACUUGGAGAGCUCUCUGCUUUCUGUCCUGACGGAGGAGUUGAUUUCCUCCGAGCCCGCCAAACCUGUUUCCAACACAGGUGCUACGACAACCACCACCACCGAGUGUGAGAGUGAAACCCCACCGGGUGAUCACACUGGUGGCGGCGGCGGCGGCGGCGGCGAAACUGGCUCAGGUACCGUUCCUGUCGUACCUUCCACAGGGGGUGGAGGAGGAGGUGGCGGAGGUCAUGGCUCUUCCACAGGCGGUCAUGCUAGUCCCCCUUCGAAUGGUGGUAUUCAACCCAGUCAGCCACCCAGAACAUCUCCACCUGGAGGAGGCACUGGCCCUUCUGCCACCCCUACACCCUCUGGUGGAGGCGGGGGUGGUGGAAGUAACCAGCCAAGUCACAGUCAGCCUCCUGCCACUGGCGGCGAGCCCCCUCAAACCACCCCACACGGCGGAGGAGGUGAGAACCCAAGUGGUAGUCAGCCCUCUCCAUCUGGGGGUGGAGGAGGUGGUGGUGAGCCCUCUCCAUCUGGAGGCGGUGGAAGUGGUGGUAGUCAACCUCCCGCUACUGGAGGCGGCGGAAGCAGCGAGCAUCCUCAAACAACACCAGCUCCUAGCGGAGGAGGAGGAAAUGGAGGCGGUGGUCCAGGCGGCGGCGGGCCCGGAGGAGGUGGUGGCGGCGGUGGUGAAUGUCCUCCACCUGCUCAAGAUACUGUUGUUGUUCCCGUCACAGUCACCUGUCCUUCUGUUCUUGUGAGCACAGUCACCGUCACUGCCCCAUCGUCCAACACCGGCUGUCCCUGUCCCGCUGAAGGCGGAGGAAACGGAGGCGGCGGUCCAGGCGGCGGUGGCCCCGAAGGAGGUGGUGGUGGCCCCGGAGGUGGUGGAGGUGGAGGAGCUGGCGGAGGCGGCGGUGCAAGCAGCGGCGGACCUCCAAGCGGCAGUAUAUCGCCCUCAAUCAGCAGGACAAAGAUCAAGACGACUAGCACUCAAACCAGUACCGCAACUCGGACAUCAACACCCUUCAUCCCAAGCGGCAGCAAGGAGAACACAAAGCCAAACACAGGCUCACCCUCUGCACCUGCUACGCUUGUGACUCUGCCCACAUCUCCGUCUUCGCAGGACCAGGUCUCGCAUUCGGCGGCUCAUAUCACUGCACGGGCUCAUAUCAACCCUGAUAUCGUUCGACGACAUAUGUUUGCCAACACGACUGCGGUGUUCCCCAAUUCGACUACUGCUUUGAACACUACAACUGGGGCCUUUAAUCUGAGUCGUGUUGCGACUGAGACUGCGACUGAGCCUGCGCCUGUCUUCCUGCCUCGCUUCAACCGUGGAAGGCACCGGGCUUAA
Messenger RNA from Penicillium brevicompactum, 1476 nucleotides. Its product is annotated as putative extracellular threonine rich protein. Lineage: Eukaryota; Fungi; Ascomycota; Eurotiomycetes; Eurotiales; Aspergillaceae. The record is from RefSeq and is a predicted model, not a curated record. The coding region runs from base 1 to 1476 and encodes 491 amino acids. The transcript has a single exon.